Messenger RNA from Drosophila kikkawai, 2690 nucleotides. Its product is annotated as soluble guanylate cyclase 89Db. Gene Ontology annotation, molecular function: heme binding; guanylate cyclase activity. Gene Ontology annotation, cellular component: guanylate cyclase complex, soluble. Lineage: Eukaryota; Metazoa; Arthropoda; Insecta; Diptera; Drosophilidae. The record is from RefSeq and is a predicted model, not a curated record. Gene Ontology annotation, biological process: nitric oxide-cGMP-mediated signaling; cGMP biosynthetic process; response to oxygen levels.
UAAUCAAAAAAGCAACCUCUACUCUCCUCUCUCACAACGAACAACAGAAUUUUUAUCUAUUUUUGUUUACGACAUUGGGUUUUGUCAGAAAUUUGCAUGUUUUCGGUCAAAAUUGAAUAUAGGUACAUACAUACAAGCUCCUGAAAGAUGUUCGAGAAUUUAUGGCCACAGUUAGUUAGCGUUUGAGGGGGAGAAUUAACGGCAACAAAAACAGCCAUCGGAAAUAAGGCAAGAGUACAAUGAGCCUUGUUCCUGCCGCCUGAGGACGUGACAAGCUUUAAGGAGACUGAGGAGGAGCCGGAGGAUACCCUGAGGAGGCGCGUGCCUGCGUCUGCCACAUGAAGUCAAAUUAAACUGUCGGGGCAAUAAAUCAAAAGACAUGAAGGAAAAGCGGUAUUUACUUUCCCCGAGUGUCUUGGUGUCUAGAUAAGAGUGAAGGAAAACUUUAGCAAAAGCAAUUUGGCCGAUAGACAGGAGGACCCAGCUUAUCCAAAACUUCCCCAAAUCCAAGUCCACACCUACCGUCGCCAUCAUGUACGGGAUGUUGUACGAGAGCGUGCAGCACUACAUCCAGCAGGAGUACGGCAUGUCCACCUGGAGGAAGGUCUGCGAGAUUGUGGAGUGCAAGCACCAGAGUUUCAAGACGCACCAGAUCUAUCCGGACAAGCUUAUGCCGGACUUUGCUGCCGCCCUGUCUGCCUGCACUGGAGAGUCCUUCGACUUCUGCAUGAACUUCUUCGGGAAGUGCUUCGUGCGCUUCUUUAGCAACUUUGGCUACGACAAGAUGAUCCGCUCCACGGGACGAUACUUUUGUGACUUUUUGCAAUCCAUCGACAACAUUCACCUGCAGAUGCGCUUCACCUACCCCAAGAUGAAGUCGCCCAGCAUGCAGCUGACCAACAUGGACGACAACGGAGCCGUCAUCCUCUAUCGCAGCGGGCGGACUGGCAUGUCCAAGUACCUGAUUGGCCAGAUGACGGAGGUGGCUCGCGAGUUUUAUGGCCUGGAUAUGACCGCCUACGUGCUGGAGAGCCAGAACGACAUUUGUGGCGGCACGGCGGGCCCCAUUAAGCUAACAGACGGCCCACUUACAGUGAUAGUUAAGUACCGGCUGGACUUUGACAAUCGGGACUACAUGGCCAAGCGGGUAAACGUGGUCGCCCAUCCGUCGCAGCUCAAGAUGCCCUCGGUGGACCUGAACAUCUUCCUGGAGCUGUUCCCCUUCACUAUUGUGUUGGACCACGACAUGUGCAUCACACUCGCUGGCGAGAAGAUAAUUGAGACGUGGAUUCUGCAUAAUCCUGGCGUCAACCCUAAGAGCUUCAUUGGUAGCCACGUCAUGGAUCGCUUCAAGUGUCGGCGGCCGAAGGAUACGAAAAUCGAGUGGGAAACCAUUCUGCAAAUGCGCACGGUUCUCUUUGAGUUCGAGCUCAUCCGCACGGGCCACAAUCGAGCCGCCUACGAUGCGGCCCUAAACAUCGACUACGACACCUUCGACGAUGCCAGCCUGAACGAGGCACAGGCGAUGGCGCUCGCCAGUGCCAAGGAGUUCAGUGCAGAGAAUGCCAAAGAGGAGGAGGCUGCCACUUCGUCCAAGAACGAGAUCGAUCCGGCGACAGGCCAGCGGCGAACCUCUGUUGGACUGCGUUCCAUCCUUCUGAAGGGACAGAUGUUCUACAUAAAAGACGUGGACUCGCUGAUCUUUCUUUGCAGUCCGCUAAUCGAGAAUCUGGAUGAACUGCACGGGAUUGGUCUGUACUUGAACGACCUUAAUCCGCACGGCCUGAGCCGAGAGCUCGUCAUGGCUGGCUGGCAGCACUGCUCCAAGUUGGAGAUCAUGUUCGAGAAGGAGGAACAGCGUUCGGAUGAGCUGGAGAAGUCCCUGGAGCUGGCCGACUCUUGGAAGCGACAAGGCGAUGAGCUUCUCUACUCCAUGAUCCCCCGACCCAUUGCCGAACGGAUGAGGAAGAGUGAGGAGCAUGUCUGCCAGACCUUUGAGGAGGUUUCCGUCAUUUUCAUCGAGGUCCUGAAUGUCUAUGACAGUGGUUCUAACAACAUCCAGGACGCCAUGCAGGCGGUUACCACCUUGAACAAGGUAUUUUCGGCACUGGACGAGGAGAUCAUCUCGCCGUUUGUGUACAAAGUAGAAACUGUGGGAAUGGUUUACAUGGCGGUUUCGGGAGCUCCAGACGUUAAUCCACUCCACGCCGAACACGCCUGUGAUCUGGCCCUGCGCGUGAUGAAGAAGGUUAAGGCCCACGCUCUGCCCGGUGUGGCCAUUCGGGUGGGAAUCAACUCUGGACCGGUGGUGGCCGGUGUGGUGGGCAUGAAGGUGCCCCGGUACUGCCUUUUCGGAGAUACUGUCAAUACAGCCUCGCGCAUGGAGAGCAGCAGCGAUCCCUGGAUGAUUCAGCUGUCGAACUAUACGGCGAAAAAGGUGCAAAAGGUCGGAUACAAAGUGGAGGCACGGGGUUUCGUCAAGGUCAAGGGCAAAGGAGAGAUGGAGACCUACUGGCUUUUGGAGGGACCAGAGCAAUAAUUUGGUUAUGGUUUUCAACGGUACCAUUUUUGUAAUAACCUAAGGCACCAGCUUUGCUAUCUUUAUAAGGAAGCAUGAAGCCACACACCCUUAGGGUAGAAGAAUAAACCUAUGAUAAAAAUGUACAAACUUGAAAUAAAUAAAUACAAAC